AUGGCAAUCAUAGACCAGGCAGUGCGUUGGUUUCGAAAAUUGUUCAGCAAAUCGCAAGCAAAAGAUGUGUUCUGGUUGCUGGACUAUCUGUUGAUCUUGGGAGGAACCUAUCACAGACCGAGAGGAGUUUGGCGCAUCACGAUUUGGUAUCUCUACCAGCUGCUGUCCGUUUUCCAGUGCUGUCUUCAGAUACUGAUAGUCGUCAGCAAUUUGAGCAGUUUGGAGGACCAAACCUCAACGAUCUGGUCCGCGAUAUCGCUGCUGGCCAUGACUCUGUGCUACGUGAAGCAGUUGCUACUGUGGCGUUACCGCGAGUCGAUCAACAACUUGAGGACGUUCAUCACCGGUAGUCGAUUCUGCUCGGGGAAUCCCUCGUACGAUGAAGCGCUCCGGAGUAAGUUCUCCCGAGUCUCCCAGCAAAUGGUCGUUGCCAUACUCGCGUUGAUUCUGCUCGACGAAGUCUUCAUCGCCGCACCGAGUUCGCUGCGGACGCGAUGGUUCGGGAUACCCCAGUGGUUUUACUCCUACGGUUACGGAACAGCGUUGGCGAUUGAACUGGCCUUCUACCCAUUUUUUGCCCUAAUUUGGGUGUCGAAGCUGUUUUGUGGCUCCGCCACGGUUGCCAUCGUACUGCUCGGAUUACGAGCUGAGCUUCAGAUAUUGACGCAGUACUAUGGACGCCUUACGAGAUGCUUGCAGAUGGAGUUGUCAUUGGGGCCGUUCUUGUUCUACGAUCGCUAUCAAAAGUCCCCUCGAAUAAGAUCAAUAUUUUGGGAUCAACUAAGGCUUCGCCUUGGUGUCGCGGUUCAGCGUCAUGUUCAGCUUCUUGAAAACCUGCAAUCCCUCCAAGUUUUGUUCGAAAAGAUCUUCUUCCUAAUCUACUACCAGUCAAUCAUCGCAGCGGGUGCCAUAUCGUACGUGAUCAUAAGGGACGAGUUCAGUCUGUGCAGUGUUGCCGUCCUAACGUGCAUGUCCAUCUCCGUUCUGGAGUGCUACUGGUGGUGCCAUCUGGUGGAUACAUUUCAAGAUGUGAACGAAACCAUUUCCAGGCACCUGUUGAGCCAGUGCUGUCAGCUGCCCUACUCGGACGAUCAUCACGUGGACUACGUCAAAAUGCGGACCAGCUUGCUGAUCAUUGCCGGGCGAUCGCGCCAAAGCGUUGGGUUCAGCUGCUGUGGGAUCUUCAAGAUAUCGACGGCGAUGUUUGCCAACCUGUUGAACAUUUGCUACUCGGUGCUGAUGUUUCUGGUCAACGUAGGCGAUGGGGUUAAACCGGUUGCGCAGUUGCAGGCUUGGAUCGGGAGCGUGGUUGAUCCGGGAAAGAAUGACUUUAUUGAGGGCUGA
Culex pipiens pallens (northern house mosquito) is the source of this 1344-nucleotide messenger RNA. RefSeq lists its product as uncharacterized. Bases 1 to 1344 code for a protein of 447 amino acids. Lineage: Eukaryota; Metazoa; Arthropoda; Insecta; Diptera; Culicidae. Gene Ontology annotation, molecular function: odorant binding; olfactory receptor activity. Gene Ontology annotation, biological process: detection of chemical stimulus involved in sensory perception of smell; sensory perception of smell. The transcript has 3 exons. The record is from RefSeq and is a predicted model, not a curated record. Gene Ontology annotation, cellular component: plasma membrane.